AUGGCUGAAAAUAGACUAUUUGCCUUCGUAAAUCAUUAUUAAAAUAAUUCAGAUUGGUAUUCAUUAAAUUAAAUUUAAAUCCAAAUGAUCAUUGAAGAGAAUGAGUUCGACAAACAAAUAGAUGAUCUCCUAAACAAAGAGAAGACAGCUCGUCUAGCCAAUAAUUUAGUUGAAACACUUAAAGUGACCAAACAAAUUGCUAGAUUGUGUUUUGAUACAAAAUAAUACUCAAAAUUUAAUGAAUUGAUAGUAUCACUUAGUAAAAAGAGGGGAUAACCAAAAAAAGCAUAAAUUGAACUUGUUUAAAUGGCUAUGAUUGAAUUAAAGACACUUCCAAUUAAUUAAAAAUUGGAAAUGAUAGAUGCCAUUAUGAAAGUAUGUGAAAAGAAGAUUUACUUAGAAGUUGAGUAUGCUCGUUGUGUAUUGAUGCUCACUCAAUACAAAGAAGAUGAUAAUCAAAUUGCUGAUGCUGCAAAAAUAUUAUAAGAAGUCUAAGUGGAAACCUAUGGCUCUAUGGACAAAAGAGAAAAAUUGGAAUUCAUCCUAUAUCAUAUGAAAAUUAUGAUUAAGAAAUUGGAUUAUGUUAGACUAUUCAUAAUCUCCAAGAAAAUUGAACCUAAAAAUAUUGAAGAGGACAAUAUUGCAGAUCUCAAAAUCAUUUAUUAUUCAUUCUUAGUCAUUUAUUAUAGACACGAAAAUAACUAUCAAGAAACAGCUCAUGCCUAUUCUAAAAUAUUGGAAUCAUUGCAUAAAAAUAGAUAAUUAGAAACCACAAAAGUUGAUUUCAAUUUCAAAAUUGAUUACAACACUGUUCUAGAAAAUUAUGCUCUUUAUACAAUAUUGAGCCAAUAUUCUGAGGAAAAAUAAAAAUAAUUGUAGUCCAUUGCAACAACAUAUAAAUAUGGUCUUGAAGCAUUGCCUAACCUAUAACAAUUAAUUUAAGCAUUUUUGGGAACUGAAUUGAUUAGCACUGAACCAUAAACUCAUAAUAUCCAAGCAGCUGAGAUUUUUGAUGAGUCUAUUGAGAAUAACCAAUAAAGAUACAAAGACUUUAGAAGAUAACUAAUUCACCAUAAUUUAAGAAUUUUCUAAAUCUAUUAUGAUUCUGUCUAUCUUAAUAGAAUAACAGAGUUAAUUGCCAUUAGUACUGAGGAAUUAGAGGAAGAAAUAUGCAUAAUGAUGGAUUAAAAAUUACUUAAAUGCAAGAUUGAUAGAAUAUAAGGAAUAGUUGAUUAUUAGUUAAAGAAGAACGAAAAUGAUGUGUUAUAGGAGUGGGGGGACAAUGUAAAUAAAGUCUUAAAUCUUAUUGAUUUAACAAGCAAUUUGAUUAAAAGAGAAGAAGAAUUGUUUUUAUGA
Messenger RNA from Paramecium tetraurelia, 1356 nucleotides. RefSeq lists its product as uncharacterized. The record is from RefSeq and is a predicted model, not a curated record. Gene Ontology annotation, cellular component: cytoplasm; nuclear proteasome complex; proteasome regulatory particle, lid subcomplex. NCBI's taxonomy places the organism in Eukaryota, Ciliophora, Oligohymenophorea, Peniculida, Parameciidae. The transcript is spliced from 4 exons.